This is a messenger RNA of Gregarina niphandrodes, 384 nucleotides long. Its product is annotated as DNA-directed RNA polymerase subunit. Lineage: Eukaryota; Apicomplexa; Conoidasida; Eugregarinorida; Gregarinidae. Gene Ontology annotation, biological process: DNA-templated transcription; maintenance of transcriptional fidelity during transcription elongation by RNA polymerase II; transcription initiation at RNA polymerase II promoter. The record is from RefSeq and is a predicted model, not a curated record. The transcript has 3 exons. The coding region runs from base 1 to 384 and encodes 127 amino acids. Gene Ontology annotation, molecular function: DNA-directed RNA polymerase activity; zinc ion binding; nucleic acid binding. Gene Ontology annotation, cellular component: RNA polymerase II, core complex.
AUGUCUGAAAUUCGGUUCUGCAAAGAAUGCCGUAACGUUUUGCAACCAGAAGAAGACAAACAAGCGAAAAUGCUUAUGCUUGUGUGCCGCACCUGCGAAUCUGUCCAAGGCGUGGACCCUGAGGACGAGCAGGCCCACUUCGUCGAAACCAUCACCGUCAACCUUCACUCAGCGGAAGAUGUCAAGAAAUAUGUUUACCCGGGCCUGGUCCGAGACCCCACGCUGCCCCGAGCUGACGACUGGAUAUGCCCGUAUUGCACCAAGAAGGGCGCAGUAUAUUUCCAGCUACCCGAACGCGUGGCAUGGGAAGCAAUGACACUCGUAUACGUCUGUAAGCAUUGCGAAAAAUACAAGGUAGAGGGCGUGGCCCACUUCGAGUACUGA